AUGGUUAGGUCAAGAUUUCGCAACAAUCCCCUCCAGAUAAACAUUCCGUCUAAAUCCUCCUCCGAAAAGUCAUACAGACCAAGCUACUCGACCGCGGUAGCGUCCAGGAUUGACCGAGCCGACAACUCGAAAUUCCUCGAGCAAUUUCGCUAUACUAUUAUCGCAUCCCAGCUAUUGAGUGGGCACUCCGUCUUAUCCCAGCACCAUGCAUCAUCCCAGCCUACCAAUCCCGCAAUUGACGGCAAUUCGACCGACAAAUUUUUGGACUCGACGGGCGCAGUUACCGCUGUGUUGGGAGCCUUGGCUCUGGCCGUUUCGCUCAACUGGAUCGCGGGUUCAGGGCCAUUGAACAAGAAACGAGUUACGGUCAUUUUGUUUGUGGUCGUGAUCGCUGCAGGGAUCGCCCAUGUGUAUAUGCGAAGGCAGUGGUUGAGGUACAGACGGCUACAAGCACUGUCUGAGGUCACAGCGUUUGUUUCGAACUCUCAGGAGUUCGACGCCGCGACUGGCGCGGCCAUCGCCCUGGUACAGGAGGUGGAACUUGUGUCCAGAGGCUACCGAUUGAGUGCGCCACUGCCGCCUAUCAGUCGAAUUGAGGAUCGCUCACAGACUCGCAAGUGUGUGCGCCUUCGCAAAGCCUUGCGAACAUGCCUUGCAGACGUCAUUCCCGCUUAUGACCAGACCGUAUUGGUGGUCAAAGGUUUCUCGGAGCAACUCGACCUGGAGAAGUAUUACGACAUCUACGACAUCAGCGACUUCGACAUGUCUGAUGCCAAGCAAGGAUUCCAGGAGAACGAGUUUGACGACCCCGAGUCCCUGAGGACGCUGAAGAUACUUGCCGCACGGUUUCACACCAUACGUAAGAUGUUUUUGUGCGCUCUGCUGGCUCUAGAUGCGAAUGGCGACAGCAGCGAUCUGCUAAGAUGGACAACAACUGUUGAGGCUCUACGUACGCUUAACUCUGUUACGCAAAAGGCGUAUGAAAGAUUGAGAAGACUGUUGAGUGAGGAAGAGACAUUCCCGGCGCCACCAACUCCAAAAAUGCCAUUGACGCCCGGCAGAGAGAGAUGGAGGUCUCAGCUGCGGAAACUCAACUCACUAUCUAGCGGAAUUCGGGGGUUGCAGGCUAAACUGCAACUUUUAAGAGAAGAGUCAGAUCGGAGCCUCAAUGAGUCCGACGACAUUUCUGAACUUGGCUCCAACCUAAUGGCGCAGUACGAAUCUAUUGGCGCAGACUUAAAAAUUCUCAUGCAAGCCUGGGAAGAGGGCAAAGCGGCGCUUGCAUUGGGUAUCGACCGGAACGAGAAGAGACUUUCGUCUAUGAGUACCUUGCUCUCUCCAGCAAGUUCACUCAGUGGGCUCACAACUGUUGAAGAAGGCGGCGCCGCUGAAGCUUUGAAAGCAUUGAAUGGAGAAUCGCCGUCUAGCCUCGACUUCAGCAGCUCAGGAGAACCCGACAUGGAAGAGGUGUUUGAAGCUGUUGCACAACCGCGGCCGAGAAGCCUACUAACUAGAGAAGAGCGCAUCAUCAAGAUGAGGGAAGACCGGGAAAAGCGGGAAUCGCUGAAAGAAAAAGCGGAUGCCAAUAGAGGCAUGCUUAAGGAGCUCGAGAUGGUCAUCAACCUCCGGCCCCGCCCGCGAACUGGGACGAAUCCGUCACGCAUCGUUUCGAUGUGA
Molecule: messenger RNA, 1677 nt
Organism: Colletotrichum truncatum
Lineage: Eukaryota; Fungi; Ascomycota; Sordariomycetes; Glomerellales; Glomerellaceae
Product: proliferating cell nuclear antigen
Biological process (GO): cell-cell adhesion
Cellular component (GO): plasma membrane
Molecular function (GO): myosin binding
Source: RefSeq, a predicted model, not a curated record